Centrocercus urophasianus (Greater sage-grouse) is the source of this 4703-nucleotide messenger RNA. RefSeq names its product centrosomal protein 78 (gene CEP78). Bases 112 to 2418 code for a protein of 768 amino acids. The transcript has 16 exons. Gene Ontology annotation, molecular function: protein binding. Gene Ontology annotation, cellular component: centrosome. The record is from RefSeq and is a predicted model, not a curated record. Lineage: Eukaryota; Metazoa; Chordata; Aves; Galliformes; Phasianidae.
CUGGGCGCAGCUGCGAGGAGACAUGUGGAAGGAGGCGGCGGCCCGGCUGCGAUAACCCGUCGGGCGGGGGCUCUGCCCCGCUUUGUGCAGGAACAUUUAUCAAGUAGAAAAAUGAUUGAUUCUGUCCAAGUAAGAAGACAAUGCAUGCUGGAUUUCUACUCACACUAUGAACAUCUUUGUGCAGUUCAAGGCUCUGUCCCACUGAAAGCUGUGAAAGUUAACCUGACUCAGGGUACCCUUGAUCUAACUGUAGAUAGCAUCAAAGCUGCUGACUGGACACCACUUUUAGAUGCUAUUAGGCAUGAUAAGAGUCUGACUUCUGUUGGAAUAAGAAGUUUUCAUCAACAAGGUCUUGGAGAAUCAGGUGUUGAAAGAUAUAAAACCUACUUUAGAAGGAGAAUUCCAGCAAUUAGAUCAAAAGAUUUGACUGGCCAACUAUGCAAAGCUGUCAAAGGCUGUCUCAGCAUCUCAGAUGUACUAAAAAAUUUGGAACUGCAAGGUUUGCUUCUGAGGGAGAGAGAUCUAAUACUUCUAACAAAGGGCUUGGCCACAACUUCAUCUCUAGAGAGCAUUUCUUUAGCCCACUGUCCAAUUGGAGAUGGAGGAUUAGAAACAGUCUGUCAGAGUGUGAAGAAUUCAGCUACUAUCAGAUAUGUUAACUUCACAGGAUGUAGCCUUACCUGGCGAGGAGCAGAACACAUGGGAAAUGUAUUAAAGCACCAGGCAAUGAAAAGACAUGGUGAAGCUUGGGCUGAAAGUUUACGUUACAGGAGACCAGACCUUGACUAUAUGACAGGCUUGAGGCGUGUUACUUUCAACUGCAACAUGCUUGUUGGAGAUCGAGGAGCAAGUGCCUUUGCAGAUUGUCUGGGAGAAGACCUGUGGCUUAAAGCACUUGAUUUACAGCAGUGUGGAAUAUCCAAUGAAGGAGCAAGGUCACUAUUAGAUGCUCUUCAAACUAAUACAACAUUAGUGAUUCUUGAUAUAAGAAAAAAUCCAUUGAUUGAUCACGUUUUGAUGAAAAACAUCAUUGAAAGAGUUCUCGUGAAUGGAAAUAGUGCUAAUUCAGAGUAUAAGUGGCUGUCUUCCCUGUCUUCCAAGGAUGCUUUGAAAGCUAGACCAAAGAAAAGAACUAUUGUUCUAGGAAGUGGUCGAAAAGGAAAAGCUACUAUUCGUAUUGGAUUAACCUCUAAAAAAUCUGUGAGUCCUGGGAAAAAGAAUAUAUCAUUGAAAGACAGUUAUUCACCAAAGCCACAACCACCAGGCACAAAAGGCUUCCUUCCCUGGCGCACUGCAGAACGUGCAAAGAGGUGCAGGGGAGAGCCAGUGGAUAAUUCUGAAGAGUUACCAGUGAAGAUUCAGAUGGGUAUUCCUGUGAAAGUGACUGUAGAAAGUGCUUCAACAUCUGAAACUGAAGAGACUGAAGAUUUAGAAGAUGUAAUCCAUCAUCCUGUUUUGACAAAAUCCCAAGAUAAGGUUAAUGUAACAGAGUAUCAACAAUUCCAGCUGGAGCUGGAAGAAUGCAUGGAAAAACUAAAGGAAGAACAAAGAGCAAGAGUCACUGCUGAGGAACGGAUAAUGGAGCUGGAAGUUGAAAAUGCAAGGCUGAGGAAUCUAAAUACUUCUCUAUCUGAAGCUCUUCAUGCGCAGUCGGUAACCAACAUGAUUUUGGAAGAUGAAGGUGUUCUAGGCAGCAUUGAGAACUCUUUCCAAAAGUUUCAUGCUUUUUUAGACCUCCUUAAAGAUGCUGGACUUGGACAACUUGCUGUAUUAGCUGGGAUAGACCAGUCAGAUUUUGGUCUUUUGGGACAUCCACAAAUGAAUUCUACUCUCAGUAAACCUGCUAAUAUGCUAAAGGAGAAGUCCUUUGAAGAAGGAAGACAAGAACAUGCUCAAAACAGCCAGAACAGAGAUGGGAACAUCCAUCUUUCUCCUGGCACAUCUGAAUCUCAGAUGAUUGUGAACUUCUCUGCUCUUAAAGAAAUGCAUGAAUAUCAGACUGCUGUGCAACAGCUGCAGCCAGCCUUAUGGAAAGAAAAGGAAGCUCAAGCAACUGAGCAAACUAAAGAGGAUAAAACUCGAAAUGGCACUCCAGCAUUAUCUGAGAGGAGAGUCAAACAGAAUGAACAAGCAAAAGGACAUCAUUCAACAAGGCAGGUGGUUACUAGUCUGAAUGCAUUUACUGAUUCGAGUGUAAAUAUUAAACAUAACGGUAGUGGCACAUCCAGUUCUUCUGGUGAAAAAAGCAAAAAUUGUUUCUCAAAGAAAUAUAUUCCUAAAGUGACUGAAACUGUAAUUGCUAAUGAUGAAGAAAGAGGAGAACAAAGUAGACUGCAAGUGGUAGACCAUUCUGGAACUGACAUUGUAGAAUCUGUGUCUGAAAUACAAGAAAGUAUACAAAGUAUUGCCAACACUUGAAAUGUUUGGACUGUUCAUUACAUAUGCAGGGUUAAAAAUAAGUUUUGAAGUUCUGUGCAAGUUGAGAAAUUUUCUGUAAAGCAAUGUAGACUUGAAGACUUAGCAUUCCAUAGUAGUAGUAGUAUAUAGUAAUAGUUUUGUUUCAUGUUUACAGCACUUUUCAACAGAUUUUUGUUUUUUUGAAAUGCAUUAUGUACUGGUACCCUUCACUUUUUACCACUUGAAAAGAAUUUCCUGGAGUAUGCUUUUGUUUGUCAUUGAUCUUUUUAUAGAGUGUAAAUGUUUUCUGCUAAUAAAACAGUUUAAAUUUAGUUUUUUUUUAAUUUACUUCUAGUCUGUUGCAGUGGGAGUGGACACAAUGGUUUUUGGGGGAAACACCAGUUCAUGCCUAACUAUGAGGGCAUGAUACUCACAAGCAUAAUGGAAGCAUAAUGGAUAUGAAAGUGAACACAAACAUCUCUAAAAUGUUUAAAUACUGUCAUUAUGGCUGUGAUUGCAAUUCAAAACAUAAUAUAUUGUGGAACGUACCUCAGAAGGGUGUGCAGUCCAACUCAGGUUGCUCUCAGAAGCUAGAGAAAUGUGAGAAGAUAGAAGAGUUGUCAUUGUUUUGAAACUCCUGGGAUUUUUCCUCCUGGUACUAUGUCCUGUCUCUUCACAGACAGCUGCCUUGCAACUUCCAACUACGGCAUGUAGUAACAGACUUUGACUUGCAUGCAGCAAUGCAGGAAGUAUCAUUUUGCACAGUAGAUGCACUUCAGUAUGGCACUGAAAAAUAGUGCAGUAUUUUUUUUUAUAUCUGUACGCUUGGAAAAGGCAAUCUAAGAGUCUAGUAUGAUUUGUACUGUAAUUGUAAUUUUCUUUGCUAAUUUUAACAAUGUUUUGGGUUUUUUGGGGGGAGAUAUAUUAUUGUUUUCUUCAUACAGAGUUCUGUAAAGUUAACUUCUUGGGACAGGUCAUAGAAAUGAAGUUGUUGAACAUUUAAACAAGGUCUCUGAACAAUUUUUAAGUUUGUCAGCAAGGCAAAAUUUGCACUUGGAAGAAUGGAAGAACCUACAUUUUUCUAGAUUAGACUACAGCCCAGGUCACUUGGUUGUUGAGCAAUAGGAAUUAGUUUUCACUUUGAAUAAGCCAGUCAAUUUUCUUUGCUUAAAAGAUUCAUGAUCCUUGAGGUCCCUUCCAGCUCUGGCCAUUCUGUGAUUCUGUGAAUUUUCCUGUGGCUUUUUCACAUGCAUGUGCUUGCAUUGGUCUUGAUUCUGAAAAACUGCCUCUUUUAAAAGUAGAUUAAAUGUUGAAGUUUUAUCUUAAUUUCAUAUCUUAUAGCUGAUGUUUUCUGUAAUCAAAAACUUUCACCAAUUAGUGAUGAAGAUUUUUAUUUUUUUCUUGACUUUGGGAUUUCUUCCAGAGAGCUAGGAGGAACAAGGAAGUAGAGCAGUGGAAGACUGAUUUUUACAUGUAUGAAUUAGGCAACAUAAUUUGGGCUGAUCUGAGGGGUGCAGAAAUUACCAUGUAAUCUUUUUUUCCUUUCUGUUAUGUGUUGUGAGAAUUCUGUAACACAAAAGAUCUGUAGAAAUUCCUGUCUCUGUUUCCGUGAGAAUUAUGAACAUACACAUGAAUCCUCAAAUUUUGUUCUGAGCAAAUAGCAGAUCACCUUGGCUGUUGCAACAGUGCACAAGUAAUUGCACAAUGAAAGUGCACUAUUUACACAGUCUUCAGAAUAGCAGAGUAAUAUAUUAAUCUAUGUGGUUUUAGAUAUUCUCUUAAACGUUUGAGAUCUGUGACUUCAGUCAUGAUUCACUGCUUGUGAUUUUGGAAUGACUGUCUCAUUUGUUGAUGAAAUCAGAUUCUUCAGCAGUAAAAUGCUAUGUGUGAUCAUUUUAAAACAAAAACGAUAAAGCUAAUCACUAUGAAAUAAUGUAUAACAAAAUUUCAGAAGUGUCCAUCUGUGUGAGAUUAGGAAUUGCUUGUUAUGUGCCUCUAAGAGUACUAUCAAAACCUUAAAACAGUUUAUGCAUUGUGUCUCUGUUAACAGGUGGCACAAGUGAUGACUGUUAAUACUUCAGAAGCAAAUACUAAUGGUGUCUAUUUAUGUCAAAAAUAAUCAUGUAAAGCAAAACUGAUCAGGUGGUACAUAAUUUAGAUGGUCUUUCUUGUCUUCAUCUUGUCGGAGGAACUGUUUUGUACCUGCCCUACUGUCAGAAUCUGGUGUGCAUACUUUUACAGUUGAAUGUUGCAUCUGAAAUCAGUAGAGAAAAUGGUUGCAAGGGGGAAAAGCAUUUUUUUUAAGG